GCUGGACAUUCCUUUCACAGGGGUGCGGAGGGAGCAGAUAUUCUGGGAUACCGCUGCCAGCACUUCGCAGGGAGACGUGUUUCUGCAGCGUUUUUCGAAAGCAGAAUUUCUUCGGGAAGUGAACUGUGAACUCUUAAAGGUGUUACUGUUGGAUCGAGGAAGUAGGGAGGGACACGUUUGGUUUUCCUUUCACCUCGUCCUCAACGUGAUUAGGUAUGAAGGUGUUAGUUGGCUGGUCCUUUAAAGUCCUGGAUCCAGUUUCCUCCCAGUCAUCCUGACCCGUCGCCUGCCGGAGCUGAGAGAGUUGGAUCGGAGAGAGAGAUAUAGAGACCUACUGGAUCAGAGAGAGAGAGAUAUAGAGACCUACUGGAUCAGAGAGAGAGAUAUAGAGACCUACUGGAUCAGAGAGAGAGAUAUAGAGACCUACUGGAUCAGAGAGAGAGGCCUAGUACCACAGAGAGGAACGUCAGAGAAUCGUAGAUCGUUAGAGGAUCCUCAGUCUUUAUGACCAGAUCUUUCUUAAUGUAACCCACUGUACAUGGGCAAGGAACUACUUUCUUAACAUAACCCACUGUACAUGGGCAAGGAACUACUUUCUUAACGUAACUCACUGUACAUGGGCAAGGAUCUACUUUCUUGGUCCUCCACUGAAAGCCAAACAACACCUAAACGGAUGAAUAUUUUUAUGAGGCACCUCCUUGUAGCAGAGAUGGGCCAGGACCAAACCAAGCAGCAGGUAGAGAAAGGCUUAAAGCUGUACCAGGCCAAUCAGACUGACAAAGCCCUGCAUGUCUGGACCAAGGUGCUGGAGAAGACCUCAGACCCCGGGGGGAAGUUCAGAGUGCUGGGCUGUCUCAUCACCGCUCACUCUGAGAUGGGGAAGUAUAAAGAGAUGCUCAAGUAUGCCUUGGCCCAGAUAGACACAGCCAGGGAGAUGGAGGACCCAGACUACCUGACUGAGGGCUACCUGAACCUGGCUAGGAGCAACGAGAAGCUGUGUGACUUCCAGAAGACUGUGUCCUACUGUAAGACCUGCCUCAACAUGCAGGGAACUACUGUCAGUCUGCAACUUAACGGACAGGUGUGUCUGAGCAUGGGCAACGCGUUCCUGGGCGUCAGUGUGUUCCAGAAGGCUCUAGAGAGCUAUGAGAAGGCCCUGCGCUACGCCCACAACAACGAUGACAAGAUGCUGGAGUCUAGAGUCUGCUGCAGCCUGGGGAACUUCUACAUCCAGCUCAAGGACUAUGAGAAGGCCCUGUUCUUCCCGUGUAAAGCGGCUGAGCUGGUGAAUGACUACGGUAAAGGCUGGAGUCUGAAGUACAGGGCCAUGAGCCAGUACCACAUGUCUGUAGCCUACAGGAAACUGGACCGCCUGCCUGAUGCCAUGGAGUGCUGUGAGGAGUCCAUGAAGAUAGCCCUGCAGCACGGGGACCGACCUCUCCAGGCGCUGUGCUUACUGAACUUCGCUGAUAUCCAUCGCUGCCGGAAUGACGUUGAUAAAGCAUUGCCUCGUUAUGAGUCCUCCAUGUGUAUAAUGACAGAGAUUGGGAACCGUCUUGGCCAGACCCAGGUGUACCUGGGGGUAGGGAAGUGUUGGCUCCAGCAGAAAGAAUUGGACAAGGCUCUGGAUGCUCUGCAGCGAGCUCAGGAGUUGUCAGAAGCUUUAGGAACCAAGCUGUGUAGUCUAAAGGUGCACUGUCUCAGUGAGGGGAUCUACCGCAGUAAGGAGAGGCAGGAGGAGCUGAGGGAGCAGGUUGUGAAGUUCCUGCAGUGUGUGGAGGAGCUGGAGCUGUACUGUGGAAUGUGUGGCGAGUCCAUAGGAGAGAAGAACCAACAGCUGCAGGCUCUGCCCUGCUCUCACAUCUUCCACCUCCAGUGUCUACAGAACAACGGUUCCAGGGGCUGCCCCAAAUGUCGUCGGUCCUCCAUGAAGCCUGGGUUUGUGUGAUGUUACGAGGCACGGUGCCUGGGAGUUGAGGACACUAUGUGAAGCCCCGACCUCAGUCACAUAGGAGAGCCAGACUGCACUUCUGAAUGGGCAGACUGCUGAACACAUAUCUGAAUGUCCUAACUAAACACAUAUCUGAAUGUCCUAACUAAACUGAUCACAGACUCGGAUACAGUUUGUUGACUGGCUACUGUGUUCAGAGGAUGUGCCACAGAAACAGGCACCAGCCCAUUACCUCGUCCCCGGGCUACUUGCUACCGACCGAGCGAGAGCUGGCUGGUAGACAAGACUAACAAUCCCAGGGUGAGGACAGACAGGACUGUACUUCAAGACACAGUCACAGUUCAAAGGUCACCACAGUGAACAUGACUCCUCAGACAGAUGAGGAUACAGUGAUAGCUUUAUUACACUGUUGUACAUGAUUUACUGUUGUUUUUUUUGUCAGAGGGUGAGGAGGAAGAAAUCCAAUAUACUUAAGUUUUGUGGACGUCUGUUUUAGAUAAAUCUGAUAGUUUAGCAUAAUGUUCACUUUACUUUGGGUUAGGGUACGCUGGAAGAUUAAUUGGAAAUUAUGUUAAACGUUAUUGUUUGGGAUAAAGUGAAAUCACUAGGAUUUUGGCCACACGUUCUAUUAUUCAAAUUGAACACAAUUGUAUUUUAAAUAUACCCCAUCGAAAGGCUAUAUGUUCUCUAUACAUGAUUACUGUAAAGUAGCUAAUGGCCAUAUGUCAUGAACAUAUUUCUGUACAACCGUUUUAUCAUCAGUUCUCAGUGAACAUAGUGUACGUUGUCCAAUCACAGUUGAGAACACAACACUUCAACUAAAGAACUCAAUCACGAAGAUCAAAUGCUGAUCAAAUGGACGGUCAGGAUACACUUGUGUUCGUUUGAUAAAAAUAUAAAAACUAUACUACUAGUAUUUGUCCUUAUUGCAAGUUGAAUUUUCACUUAGUCUCCCAUUAACAUCAGUGCAUGACUAAGUGAAAAUUGAACUCAAGUGGAAGUUAGGAUUCAACCCUAAGUGACUAAGGAGCAGUUCAACCCACAUUGUGUUAUUAAUUAUUAGGUGAGCUUGCUGAAGGCAAAGCACAACUCUAGAUUUAUAACACAUUAUUAUUAUUAUUCUGCCCGCUCUAGCGCUUAAACAAUUUAAGCUAUAAACAUGAAAACAACUUGCGAAUGUGUAGACUGCCCUAGCUUAGACUGCUUGAGAACAUGUUUUUGAUAGCAUUUAUACAUUUUGAACUAUAAUAUAAUAUUUAGAUGAGCUCCCAAUGCGUUUCAAUGAAAGAGAAAAAGGUCCGUUAGACUUGAUAAAGAAAUUAAAACUUCUAGACCCAUCUCCUCUUUCACUGUUUAAGCUAUCAACUCCAAACCAGAUGUUCAGACUGGCCCAACUCAGUAUGAAAACUCCUUUGAUAAGCAAUCUGCCUAUACUUUAGGAACUGUAGCCAUUUCAAAUGUGCAUAGAUUAGCAUGGGUUUGAAUGAGAACCAUGGGAAUACAGAGGCAGCUGUUCAAAAAGAUCCUGCUCCUUGGACAAUUAAGCUAAAAUACUAACUUUAAAACACUCAGGCUAUCCUAACUUCACAUGAUUUAACAUCUUUAUCAAGUAUAACUAUAUAAAAUAGCACACAACUAUUAUCCACAAGACUACUGAUGACAACUACUGACCACAUCCAUACUGUAGGGCCCAAAGAGCCUGCAACCCAAUCACACAACUACUGACCACAACUAACUGCUCUGGUCCGCACUAUAAAUUAUAAUUAUUUAAAUGUUCUACAUUUGCAUAUAAUACCCACCAACGGCUCAAGAUAGAGACACCAAACCCAAUUUCGAAUGCUCAGGAUACCCUAUCCUGUCAAUCUAUCUUUUCAUCUACCUACUUUUUCAACUAUAACCAGUCACUACCAUUACUACUGUAGACACUACCACUACUAUAACCAGUCACUACCAUUACUACUGUAGACACUACCACCACUAAAAGUUAAAUCAAAACAUACUUUAAAACAAGCUAGCAAGCACGCCACAUUUUAUUCAGGAAAUGUACUUUUCUAGUUAAGUUUCGAUUACUUUUUCUAUCCAGCAUCUAUUUCUGGAAAACUAAAAAUAUAUGUUUCUUUUGAGUCUAUAACACUACAACAGUAUUCAAAGCAAAACAUUGUUGGGAAUUAAACACAAUUAGAUCAUGUAUUAUUGGGAAAAGGAUGUUGUCUGACCAAUCACUUACAUGUAGAAUACUAAGAAACUGUAAAGACAUUUUCAUUUAUAUAGAUGUUGAAGCUCUGGUGUAAAUAAGAUUGGUUCUGAUGGUGAUUAUUAGCAGUAACACAAUGUGGAUAGUUGUUGAAGCUCUGGUGUAAAUAAGAUUGGUUCUGAUGGUGAUUAUUAGCAGUAACACAAUGUGGAUAGAUGUUGCAUGUGUACUUUGCCAAGUUAUCAAACGUUUUAUUAAUAUACAAAUGAGUUUUUUGAUUAUCGAAAGUCACACUUUAUUUAAACACAAUGGCUUUUCUAUUUUAUUGAUUGAUAAUAUUCAUAUUUAUAUCAUUGUUAAUCACCAUUUUUUCUUACAGAUUUCCAAUAAUUUUAAGUAGAUUGUAUGAACAUAUACACCAACAAUAUUGCGGAGUUUUUUCAUUUGACAAUCAAUCCUAACUUAUCUGGAAUGCAUUGUUUUAACUUAAUUCACUUUGUUAAAUGUGUAAGAAAUAUAUUUUACUGGAAUGCAUUGUAACUUUCUAGAAUUAUUGUUUUGCGUCAUAACUUUGUUAAAUGUGUAAGACAUAUAUUUUAUGAUGUAACAUUUUGUAAUUUUAUAUUUAAUCCAUUUCGAUAUAAUGAUACAUCUGGUCAAAAUGUUUUGAUUAUAAAAUGGAAUAUGAACUAUUCUUAGAAUGUAUUUAUUCUCGUCUUUUUAAUAAACCACCACAUUUACAUAUAUGAACAUUGUAGAUGAUCGUUUGACUUUAUCUAGUUGGUGUUAAAGUUAAGACAGACAAAAUAAUGUAUUAUCUUUUCACACCUUCAUGUGACAUAAUGUAGGCCUGUAUGAUGUGUAACAUAAUGUAGGCCUGUAUGAUGUGUAACAUAAUGUAGGCCUGUAUGAUGUGUAACAUAAUGUAGGCCUGUAUGAUGUGUGACAUAAUGUAGGCCUGUAUGAUGUGUCACAUAAUGUAGGCCUGUAUGAUGUGUAACAUAAUGUAGGCCUGUAUGAUGUGUAACAUAAUGUAGGCCUGUAUGAUGUGUGACAUAAUGUAGGCCUGUAUGAUGUGUAACAUAAUGUAGGCCUGUAUGAUGUGUGACAUAAUUUAGGCCUGUAUGAUGUGUAACAUAAUG
Oncorhynchus tshawytscha (Chinook salmon) is the source of this 5287-nucleotide messenger RNA. RefSeq names its product receptor-associated protein of the synapse, 43kD (gene rapsn). Gene Ontology annotation, biological process: chemical synaptic transmission. Gene Ontology annotation, molecular function: protein-membrane adaptor activity; acetylcholine receptor binding. Gene Ontology annotation, cellular component: synapse. NCBI's taxonomy places the organism in Eukaryota, Metazoa, Chordata, Actinopteri, Salmoniformes, Salmonidae. Bases 617 to 1948 code for a protein of 443 amino acids. The transcript is spliced from 8 exons. The record is from RefSeq and is a predicted model, not a curated record.